Molecule: messenger RNA, 1844 nt
Organism: Nilaparvata lugens (brown planthopper)
Lineage: Eukaryota; Metazoa; Arthropoda; Insecta; Hemiptera; Delphacidae
Product: akirin-like
Exons: 4
Coding region: 229-810 (193 amino acids)
Biological process (GO): positive regulation of transcription by RNA polymerase II; positive regulation of innate immune response
Cellular component (GO): nucleus; chromatin
Molecular function (GO): transcription coregulator activity
Source: RefSeq, a predicted model, not a curated record
CAGAACAACAUCUGAGUUGGUUCUUGGUUGUGUUGUAGUUGUAGUAGUGGUCAGAUAGAAUUUGGCAGCCAUAUUGAUUUUAUACAUCGGUUGGCUUGUUCAGCCAGUUCUCAAUUUUGUUAUCCGUUUCCAUCUGCAUUAUAUUUUUACAGUUCUCUUCUUAAACGUAAAAUACUGUUUUCAAUAUUAUUCUAAAUUAUCCAAUAAGUUUUAUUGAAGGAAUAAACUAUGGCUUGUGCUACUCUGAAACGUUCCUUGGAUUUUGAUCCCGUUCAUAGCCAUGGACGACCAUCCAAACGUCAAAGAUGUGUUCCAAUGUGCGUUAGUCCAUCAAGUUCACCUCCAACAACUUCUACAAGCGAUUACAGCCCAUCGCCUUUUUCAGAUGCUUGCCCGAAAAUGACCCCUGAAGCGAUGGCGGCCGGCAUUCGCGAAGAGAUCCGGCGCCUGCACAGACGCAAACAGUUGCACUUCAAUCCGCAGGGCGGCGCUAGUGGUCAUCACGCAGCUGUUGACGCUGACUCUAGCAGUUCAGAGUCCUCUUCACCAGGGCCCGCGUCUCCCACCUCUGCAUUCGUACAUCACCAGCACCAGCCCUCGGUAUCACGUGACAAGCCACUCUUCACAUUUCGCCAGGUUGGGAUAAUCUGCGAGCGCAUGCUGAGCGAACGCGAGACCCAGCUGCGUGAGGAGUACGACCGCAUCCUCAACAUGAAGCUCAGCGAGCAAUACGAUGCCUUUGUCAAGUUCUCCAACGACCAGCUGCACAGACGCUUCGACGUGUCCACUGCUCCCAGCUACCUCUCUUAAAUGGACCAGUAUGCGACGAAUAGCAGAUGAGACAAAUCUUUCCAUAAUUUAUGGAGCACAAUAAUAAUAUAAUACUGAUAACGCUGCUCCUACCGAAAUCCUUUAUAACUGCAAUAGUUGUGUGUUCCGCAAGGAAAUGCUGUGCCUCAUCUUGAAAGUAAUGAUAUAUUACUCUUAAUUAAAAAUAUUAUUACAUUCAUAAUUCUCUGAUAAUAAUACAAUUAUCGAUAAAUUUAUAUGUUGCAUAAAAAUUGGAGUUGAUUUUGAUUUAUUUUUCAAAUUUUUGAUAAGAGACAUGUGUCAUUGUUUACAGAUUUUCUACUCCAUUUUUUGUAGUAGUAUGUUUUAGGUGAAUUUUGGAGUGACAUUGUAUAAAAUUGCUUUGGGGUGACAUUUUGAAAUGACUUUGAGCGUUGAGGUGGUUUGUUGUGGUGCUCAUAUGAUUUCGGUUAUUAUCUUUUUGUGUUCCAAGUUUUUAUUGGUAGUUUUGUGCUGCAAUGUUGCUGUAAGCUGGAGUUACAACUGAUUUUUACUAGCUUCUGUGAUAAUUGUGAGCGCAUUAUUACUAUACUUAUCUGACAAUUAGCAAACAUUUUCAAAUUGACCGAGUGACUAUUUAUUAAAUAUGAAUAAAAUUCAAAAAUACUCUUGAUAAUGAUUCAUUCUUGUAUUUAAAAAUUAUUUAUUUUGACCACCUAUUUAAGUUAACUUUCAUUUUAUGCCAAUUCUAAUCUAAGGUUUUCAAAUAAUGUAAAUUUUUGUAGUUUAUAUAUGUAGGUAGUUUUUCAAUAUAUUAUCCUUCAUUUAAUUUGUUAACGUUUAGGCUUUGAAUGAUGAUGUUCUGAUAAAUUCAUUUUCACAAUUAUUAUUAUGUAUUUUUAUGUUGAUCAUAUUGGAAAUUUUCGUUGAUAAGAAUUACACAAUUGACUACAUUGUUAGUAAGUAGCUGACUUAGAUUAAUUACUAUAACUGCGAACUGUAAUACUGUAUUUAUAUUUGAAGUUGUAAUAAAUUGAGUUUUGAUUGUAAUCGGG